Molecule: messenger RNA, 849 nt
Organism: Tuber melanosporum (Perigord truffle)
Lineage: Eukaryota; Fungi; Ascomycota; Pezizomycetes; Pezizales; Tuberaceae
Exons: 2
Coding region: 153-677 (174 amino acids)
Source: RefSeq, a predicted model, not a curated record
AUUGAUCCCAUCUCACCCCUUAUAAUCUACACCACCCUCAAACUCCCCACCGCCUUCAACUCCAUUCAUCUCUAUAACAAUCCUUCAUCCACAUCCUCGCAAUAACACUCCCCACGACCACCCACCAAACUGCCGUUUAGAGUAUCCAACAGAUGUCUCACUACAUUACUACCCCUACCCCUGCCACUACCCGCGCUUCUAUCGUCACCCCGGACACCGCUUCCGUCUGCUCCCUCGCCUCAACCGUCUCUGUGGACUGGGAAAAUGAGAAGAGGGGAAACACAGAUCCUCCUGCUGCCACAACUCUCGCACCCGCCGCUGUAGAAGAGAGAGGAGAAACUGGGACCAAAACUGGCUCUCUCAUUAUCCGCAAUCUCUUUAUCAUUGGCUUCUUGAUCCCGCUGGCUUGGGUGAUCGCCAUUAUCAAAGUCUUCAUCCUAGAUCGCGGCAACAAGCCUUCCCCCUCCGCCGCCACCACCACCACCACUGCUACCUCCGCUGGUGGGCACACCGACAUUGAAGCAAACACUCUUCGGAAAAAAGAAGAGAGAUAUCGCGAGGGACCAUAUUGGGCCUGUCUUUGCCUGAUAGCUGGAAUAGUUUACAUUUCUGUUGGGAUGACUAUUGUUUGGAUCGUUUAUGUGGAGAAGCAGCGUCGGGCGAGCUUGGAUGAGUGACUUGGUGGGAGAAAAAGGAAAUAUCUUUUCAAUACUUGUUUUGUUCUGUGGGUGGGUGGGGGUUUGCUUAGUUUUUCGAUCGGUUCUCAGAGUCUGUAUAGGUGAUUUGCUCAUAUUUUUCCUCUAGUGAUAGGGUGGCAGGUGGAUACACUCGUGCCACAGAUUGUUUUCC